AUGGGAGGAGGUGAGCAGGAGAAGCCCGCGCUGGAACAGUACGGCGUGGACUUGACAGCCAAGGCUCGCGAGGGUAAGCUGGACCCGGUAAUUGGGCGAGACGCAGAGAUCCAGCGUACAAUCCAGAUCCUGUCUCGGCGGACAAAGAACAAUCCGGUCCUCAUCGGAAAUGCGGGAACUGGCAAGACGGCCAUCCUGGAGGGACUCGCAUUGCGUAUCGUGCGUGGGGAUGUCCCCGAGAGUGUCAAGAACAAGCGCGUCAUCUCCUUGGAUCUCGGCUCGCUGAUUGCCGGAGCCAAGUUCCGGGGCGACUUUGAAGAGCGGCUGAAGAAGGUGUUGGACGAAGUGCAGAAGGCCGAAGGCCAGGUGAUUCUCUUCAUCGACGAACUACACACCCUGCUGGGACUGGGCAAAGCCGAAGGCUCCAUCGAUGCCUCCAACCUGCUCAAGCCGGCACUGGCCCGUGGCGAACUGCAAUGCUGCGGUGCGACUACCCUUGCCGAAUAUCGUGUCAUUGAAAAGGACGUGGCGCUCGCCAGACGUUUCCAGCCCAUCAUUGUUAGCGAGCCCUCCGUAGAAGACACCAUCAGCAUCUUGCGAGGUAUCAAGGACAAGUACGAGGUCCACCACGGUGUACGGAUCACGGAUGGUGCCUUGGUUGCUGCCGCUUCCCUGUCUAACCGAUACAUCACGGAUCGAUUCCUCCCGGAUAAGGCCAUCGAUUUGAUGGACGAAGCCGCGAGUCACCUGAAGCUGCAACAUGAAAGCAAGCCCGAAGAGAUUAUGAAGUUGGACCACAAGAUUAUGACAAUCCAGAUUGAAUUGGAGAGUCUACGCAAAGAAACAGACAUUGCGAGCAAGGAACGCAGAGAGAAACUGGAACAGGAUCUCAAGAAGUACAAGGACGAACUUUCAGAGCUCAACGCGAGGUGGGAAAAGGAGAGAUCGGAAAUCGAGUCCGUCAAGAAGGUGCAGGAGGAGCUGGACAAGGCCAAGUUCGAGCUCGAACAAGCGCAGAGAAGCGGCAACUUUGCUCGAGCCUCUGAGCUUCGCUUCGGCGUCAUCCCCGAUCUCGAGCAGAAACUGCCGUCCGACAAGGAAAUUCAGCAAAGCUCUGACAACAGCACGCUCAUCCACGACUCAGUGACCGCCGACGACAUUGCCAAUGUCGUGUCUCGCAUCACCGGCAUUCCCGUCUCGAAGCUCACUUCGGGACAUAUUGAGAAGCUUGUCCACAUGGAGGACAUUCUGCGGGAAUCCGUCAAGGGACAGGACGACGCCAUCAAAGCCGUCUCCAACGCCGUGCGGCUCCAGCGGGCCGGCCUCAGCGGCGAGAACCGCCCCCUGGCCUCAUUCUUCUUCCUCGGACCGACUGGCGUUGGCAAGACGGAGCUGUGCAAGAAGCUGGCCAACUUCCUCUUCUCGACCGAAUCAGCCGUCGUCCGGUUCGACAUGUCGGAAUUCCAGGAGAAGCACACCAUCUCUCGCCUCAUUGGCGCUCCGUCCGGCUAUGUUGGAUACGAAGAUGCUGGGCAGCUGACGGAAGCGGUGCGUCGCAAGCCGUAUGCGGUCCUUUUGUUCGACGAGUUCGAAAAAGCGCACCGCGACAUUUCUGCUCUGCUUCUCCAGGUUCUCGACGAGGGUUACCUCACCGAUGCGCAGGGCCACAAGGUCGACUUCAAGAACACCAUCAUCGUCCUCACCUCCAACCUGGGAGCGGAUAUCCUCGUCGGCCAGAACCACCUGCACCCGUACAAGGAGGACGCCAACGGCGACAUUGACCCAUCGGUCCGCCAGGCAGUCAUGGACGUGGUCGCGUCCGCUUACCCGCCAGAGUUCCUCAACCGCAUCGACUCCUUCAUCAUCUUCAAGCGGCUGGCCAAGAGCGCCAUUCGCGAAAUCGUCGACAUCCGCCUCAAGGAGCUGCAGCAGCGUCUCACUGACCGGCGCAUCACGCUCUCCGUGUCGGACGAUGUCAAGGACUGGCUGGCGGAGCGUGGCUACGACCCCAAGUUUGGAGCCCGUCCGCUGAACAGGCUAAUUACCAACGAGAUCAGCAACGGGCUUGCCGACAAGAUCAUCAGGGGCGAACUCAAGAUGGGACAGACGGCGGAGGUCAAGCUGAAGGACGACAAGGAGGGGCUGGAGAUUGUGAAUGUCUCCGAGAAUGCUUGA
Messenger RNA from Trichoderma reesei QM6a, 2175 nucleotides. RefSeq lists its product as uncharacterized. NCBI's taxonomy places the organism in Eukaryota, Fungi, Ascomycota, Sordariomycetes, Hypocreales, Hypocreaceae. Gene Ontology annotation, biological process: cellular response to heat. The record is from RefSeq and is a predicted model, not a curated record. The transcript has a single exon. Gene Ontology annotation, molecular function: ATP binding; ATP hydrolysis activity. Gene Ontology annotation, cellular component: cytoplasm; mitochondrial matrix. The coding region runs from base 1 to 2175 and encodes 724 amino acids.